AUGAUGUUUUUGGCCUUUUUCAACACCGCUUGGAACUCCUCGACAUUACUACUUGUGGCCGAGGAUGUGGCGUUGACCGUAUGCGGAUGGCAGCGCGUUUACGGACCAAUGGCCUCUCUUUCGGCCCAUCUACUCCAAGAUUAUGAAAGUUUACGCGUCAUUCAGCAACCUGAUGAGAACGAACAGCAAAUUAUACAGAGUGGCGCGAUGGAGUACAACGCGCUCGUGCAUGGUCACGGAGCUCCCCAGACGACUAGGCCACCGGCCGUGGCUUUUUCCACAUUUUCACAAGCCAGCCUUGCUCAUGGCUAUUCAGGCGGAGCUUCAACAUCGGCACUAGGCUUAGCAGACUCGAGCUUCGGAAAUAUGCCCGCGUCUUCUGUCAAUGGCCGCCUUCGCGAUUCGGCGAUGGUUCGGAUGGAGACUCCUCUUCAGAUGCCAGGCAUCACAGUUCAACAACUAUACGCGUUACAGCAAAAGCGCGAAGAAGAGCAGGCCCUCAAGACUGCUAACGCAAUCGCCACAUUACAAGCAAAACUUAACCAGAGACUAGGGCCGGAAUACAUUUCACAGCGUCCUGGGCCUGGUGGAGGUGUCAAGUUGACAUACGCAGAAGGCUGGAAAAUCAUCAACCUGGCAAACGAAGUAUUUGGAUUCAAUGGGUGGAGUUCGAGUGUCUCUAAUUUAUCUGUCGACUUUAUUGAUUAUAAUCAGGAAUCCCAGAGGUAUAAUGUCGGAGUCACCGCAGUCGUCCGUGUAACACUUAGAGAUGGAACGUCCCAUGAGGAUGUUGGAUAUGGGCUCUUGGAAAACUGCAAAAGCAAAGGAAUGGCUUUGGACAAGUGUAAAAAGGAGGCCAUCACCGACGCGUUAAAACGAACAUUACGAAGCUUUGGUAAUGUUCUUGGAAACUGCCUCUACGACAAGGACUAUAUCCGAGAAGUCAUAAAGAUGAAAGUACCAGCAACGAAAUUCGAGUCAUCAGAACUUCAUAGACGAAAGGAGUUUGCCGGAGAAUCAAGCAAUGCGGCUCCGAAAGGGCCGAUAGCCUCGACCAGUAAUGCCCCGCGAACUUCAAUGCCACCUCCCCCGCCUCCUACUCGCACCCCACAGAAUACCAUCACUAAACCAGGCCCAGCUGUAACCAAUAGUGCUGCCGCCUCAACUUCAUCAACAGUCAAUAAACCACCAGCGUCCACAUCCACCGCAACAAGGACACCGGAUAGCAUAAAACGACAAGGAACUGAUGAAUCCCUUUAUGCGUUCGGAUCAGACGAUGAUGCACUAUUCGAAGGGUUCUCGGUCGGUGACGAAACAGGGUCCACGAUUCUGAAUUUAGACCAACCGAGCGAAAGGUCUAUCGUGCUGGAGAAACGACCCGCAGCUCCAUCC
Molecule: messenger RNA, 1392 nt
Organism: Acaulospora colombiana
Lineage: Eukaryota; Fungi; Glomeromycota; Glomeromycetes; Diversisporales; Acaulosporaceae
Source: the annotation of a GenBank genome assembly